AUCAAGCUUGAUGUGGCCUGACGGCCAAUCCACUCCUCAAACUUCCCACAUCACCCUGCUUGCAUUACCUUUGUGAGACGCAAUUUGUGCUUUAAAUACUGAUGGCUGGAACUUAAUCCCUAAAUCAGAACAAGCAACGACCAACAACGCUUCCAAGAUGCCCAUCGAUCGAGCAUCCUGGAGGAACGUCUGGCUAUAUGAAGCUUCGACUGGGAACUUACUGGGAGGGACUCAUCAAAAUGGCUCCAUGACAGAAGCGAAUCUUCUGUCGAUUCUCGAGGGUGUUCUUCUUGUUGUUGAUGAUCAGUGGAGUGUGAAACAUCGAAAUUCUGCGCUUGCGAUUGGAUCAAUGAAUGCACCCCUUCAGCCGGGCGAGUACGAAAUUUACUGCCAAAGCUCUAUUCGCGUGAACAACGAACCAUGGGUCGCUCGACUCAUUAGUCACAGCAUAUCCGGUCGAGUCGAUGCAUUUCGUGACGGUGUCCGCGCGCGCGAUGGAAAGUGUGUGGUAUCCGGCAUUGUGAACGUUCGGGCCCCGUGGAAUACGUGGUCUGGCUUUGAGGCAGCCCAUGUGUUUCCACUGGACUGUGAAAGUGUCUGGAUCGAGUUCAAUUACGGGCGGUGGAUUACAGACAUGGACGGCACAACUGGAGUCUCAACGAUCAAUUCCAUCCAAAAUGGAUUGUUGCUGCGAGGUGAUCUACACUCAGACUUUGAUAACUAUUUGUUCUCAAUCAACCCGGAUGACGGCUAUAAAGUCACCUAUUUCGGUCCAGAUCCAUUUGGACUGGAUGGUAGGACCCUGGAUCCUGUUUGCCGUAACCCACAAGACCCUCACUGUGUCUCUGAUACACUGUUGCGUUGGCAUUUCCGACAGGCAGUUCUAGCAAACAUGCGAGGUGCGGGCGAACCGAUAUUCGAGCAUGAUUUCCCGCCAGGCACGGAUAUGUUGGCUGAGUUGCGUAGUGAACCUGAGCCCUAUGGAAAGCAGCGUUUUGAGAUGGAGAUGUCUUCAAGACUAAGAAAUGGUGCACCUAAAUCAACCUGACAGAAAAUUCCCGCACGUGGCCACUCAUAUUUCUGGAGUCCAUCAUCUGAUUCUGCCAAGAGGUUUGGAGGUGCAAAGGAAGUGCAAUGCAGACGCGCAGAAAUGCUGAAGUCGCUAGGGAUUUAGUUACAUACAGUCGACCAGUCUCAGUUAUCAGCUAGAUCGCUGCCCUGAGGAUCCGGACGCGUGGCCGCCACAAGGAUUGAAACAUUCUUGAUGGCAAUGUUCUGCUUUCUUUUCCUCCUGUCCUUCAUGAUCCCUUAAAGUAUCCCAGAUACUGUCUUGAACGCUCUUUUGAGACACACCCAUCUCUCUGCCAUGCUAUAUCUGCGUCGUGGCGCAUAUCAGCAGAAUGGUCAUACUUGCAUUGAUCCUCUCGGUAGCAAGUCCUCCACCUUAACCUGGUUAAGUCCAGCGCUCCUGAUCUGGGUUCCAGCAACUCAUUGAGUUUGCUUGAAACUCCAUGCACCUCUAAUCACCCAAUGCAGCUCCUCAGUAUCCGAACUGUCAAAGGGGAGUGGGCCGAUGUAAGCAAGAUCAUGGUGCUCAUGGUCCUGGCUGGACACGAUCAAGCCUCGAGCGACAGGUAUGUUUGUGAGGUGACGGAGAAAUUGCACCUGGUCAGGGAGGAUGAGUUGCAUCACCAAGAGAAGAAUCCUGUCGAAUCCCUUUUCUGAACCCUCUUGCACAGAUAAUUUGUUGAGAUUAUGUAUAUCCCCUCUCAGAAAGCGUACAAUCCGCAAUUCUGAUAAUGUCAUGUUGCCCCUAGCUUGUCCGAGACAAAACCUACUGGCAUCAAUGGCGAUGGCUUGACCCUUUGCCCUACUCGGGAGGCUGCUUGUGCAGUGACCCAUCCAGCACCGCAGCCAAAACCUAGGACCCUCCGGCCAGAGCACAAAUCUGCAAAUGAGACAAAUGGACCGAUAUCAACAGCAUGGUGCUGAAAGGCCUUGUGAUAGAAUGGCACUAUAAUGUCAUAUUCCUCAGCGGCGGCACUGCCUGUGGGAGCCGCCUCAACAUAGCACUCGGUUCCUGGGCUGGGUCGGAGCCAUCGUGAUUGCUGCUGCAUAUAGAAAAUAUCAGUCUCUUACGUCCCAUACCACCAAUUAAUCACUUGUCGAUUCCAAA
Coccidioides immitis RS is the source of this 2176-nucleotide messenger RNA. RefSeq lists its product as uncharacterized. Bases 158 to 1048 code for a protein of 296 amino acids. The record is from RefSeq and is a predicted model, not a curated record. The transcript is spliced from 5 exons. NCBI's taxonomy places the organism in Eukaryota, Fungi, Ascomycota, Eurotiomycetes, Onygenales, Onygenaceae.